ACUGAGCCAAAAAAGAAACAGCUAGUCCCCUUCAGACCUCGUCCAAGGCGACCCUCCGGCUCUCCCAGGAACGUCGCGAUCUCACACUAACCCCUGGAGGCCGUGCCUCGACGUCCCCUUGCAACGCUGCCUUGAAAUCCCACCUGAUGAGCUUGGGAACGUUUGCCCAGAGGCACCCCCACUGACUUCCUCUUUGGGGUCAGAGCACCUUGCACCCGAGGUUUAGCAGGAAGGAGGCCGGGCCACCAUGGCACCCUCGGGGACACUGCCUGGGGCCCGCCGGGCUCUGCUUCUCUGCGCGCUGCUGGCCUGUCUGCUGCUCCCAGGUAUCCGAGGACAGGCCUUCUCGCUGUGGGUGGAGCCCCAGGGCCCGCUGGUGAUCUCUGGUGGGUCCCUGCUGGUGAACUGCAGCACCGACUGCCCCAGCGCCCCCCUCAUCCACCUGGAAACACCCCUCGUCAAGGAGCCGCAGGGUCGUGGCCCCAACUGGGUGGCCUUCCAGCUGCACAACGUGACCGACGACAGCCAGGUCCUGUGUGGCGUGGUUUGCCAAGGCUCCCAGAUGACAAGCUCCACCAACCUCACCGUGUACAGGCUCCCAGAGCGCGUGGAGCUGGUGUCCCUGCCCCCCUGGCAGCCCGUCGGGGAGACCCUCACCCUGCGCUGCGUGGUGGCGGGCGGCGCGCCCCGGCAACACCUGUCCGUGGCGCUGCUCCGCGGGGAGGAGGAGCUGAGCCGGCAGCCGGCCGUCGGGGAGCCCGCCGAGGUCACGGCCACGGUGCUGGCGCGCAGGGAGGACCACGGCGCCAACUUCUCGUGCCGCGCGGAGCUGGACCUGCGUCCCCAAGGGCUGGGGCUGUUCCGCAACACCUCCGCCCCCAGGCAGCUCCGAACCUUCGCCCUGCCCGUGACUCCCCCGCGCCUCGAUGUCCCCCGGUUCUUGGAGGUGGGAAUGUCGCGGGCCGUGAGCUGCACCCUGGACGGGCUGUUCCCGGCGUCGGAGGCCCAGGUCCGCUUGGCGCUGGGGGACCAGGAGCUGAAUCCUGAGGUCGUCAGCCAGAGGGACACGCUCAAGGCCACCGCCACGGCCACAGCGCGCGCGGAUCAGGAGGGCGCCGGGGAGAUGGCCUGCAUCGUGCGCCUGGGGGGGGAGAGCCGCAAGAUCCAGCAGAACGUGACGGUCCACGGCUUUCUGGGCCCCAACCUGACCCUGAGCGAGUCCAGCGUCCUCGAGGGCACCAUGGUGACCGUGACCUGCGCAUCCGGGGCCCGAGCCCUGGUCACACUGGACGGGACUCCAGCCGCGGGCUCCGGGCAGCCCGCCCAGCUUCACCUGAACGCCACAGAGCACGACGAUGGGCGCGGCUUCUUUUGCACCGCCACCCUCCAGGUGGACGGGGAGACCCUGCGCAGGAGCGCGAGCGCCGAGCUGCGCGUCCUCUAUGGUCCCAAGAUCGACCGGGCUAAAUGCGCCGAGCGCUUCACGUGGAAGGAGAAGACUUACCAGGUCCUGCGGUGCCAGGCCCGGGGCAACCCGGCGCCCCGGCUGCAGUGCUUGCACGAAGUCUCCAGCGCCAGCGUGCCCGUGGGGACCCAGUUCCACGUCACUUUAAACUACAGCGGCACUUAUCGGUGCCAGGCAGCCAGCUCGCGGGGCACGGACACCCUGGAAGUGGUGCUGGUGGUGCAGAAUCGCAACCCCCGCUCGGUCGUCGUCGUCCUAGCGGUGCUGUCGGUCCUGGGCCUGGUGAUUCUGGCAGUGGCCUUGAUGUGCGUCUUCAAGCGGCAUAAGAGGAGCGGCAGCUACAGGCCAUGGAACACCUUCCUGCCCCUUACGUCUAGAGAGCCCGACGGGGCGGGGGAGGAGGAGCCCUCCUGAGCUGCGGGCUGCUGGGAUCCGGGGGGCCCUGGGCUGUACGCCCGGGUUCUGCACUAAUAAAGCCUUCCAAGCCC
Messenger RNA from Choloepus didactylus (southern two-toed sloth), 1953 nucleotides. It is a transcript of the gene ICAM3, whose product is annotated as intercellular adhesion molecule 3. Gene Ontology annotation, biological process: cell-cell adhesion. The transcript has 9 exons. Gene Ontology annotation, molecular function: integrin binding. Gene Ontology annotation, cellular component: membrane. Bases 248 to 1879 code for a protein of 543 amino acids. Lineage: Eukaryota; Metazoa; Chordata; Mammalia; Pilosa; Megalonychidae. The record is from RefSeq and is a predicted model, not a curated record.